Messenger RNA from Arvicanthis niloticus (Nile rat), 954 nucleotides. RefSeq names its product transmembrane and death domain 1 (gene Tmdd1). The record is from RefSeq and is a predicted model, not a curated record. NCBI's taxonomy places the organism in Eukaryota, Metazoa, Chordata, Mammalia, Rodentia, Muridae.
AUGGCGUGGACGCUGAUCCUAGCUCUCUGCAACGGGGUGCUGGCCCCCACGAGCGCACUGGACGCCAUGGGCCCCCACGCAGCAGCCCGCCUGUCGGAACUGCUGACCCCCGAGGAGUGCGGCCACUUUCGAUCACUCCUCGAGGUGCCCGACCCCGACCUGGACAAGGAGCUGGCCCGGCUAUCUGAGGACAAGCUGGUGACGCCCGAGCCACCCAUACCCUCGUUCAGGGCGCAGGACUCGGUGGGACAACGGCGGCGGGCCGCAGCCACGCAGCUUUCGGAGGGGAGUGAGGGCGCGUCCGAGUCCGCGGACGUUUCCGACGGCUGCCGAGAGGCGCUGGCGACCUGGUUGGCCGCCCAAGCCCCGGCCCUGCCGUGGGACCGCGUGGCCCGAGCCCUACGGCGCAGCGGCCGCCCCGAUGUGGCGCGGGAGCUGGCCAAGAACCUCCACCAGCAGGCGACAUUGCAGCUGCGGAGGACGGGCGCAAGCUACCUGCAACAACUCAGGGCCCUAGCCCCGGUCCCGGGCCCCGCCCCCGCCCCCGCCCCCGUCCCCAAUCCCGGCGUCGGCUCCGCCAAGGUCCCUGCCCCAGCUCCGCGCGCCCGCCGCGCCGCCGUCCGGGAACCGGCCUGGGACCAGCUGGAGCUGAUCGUGGAGCGCCUGCCGCAGCCCCCGUACACGCGCAGCCCCUCAGCCUGGGCCGGGCCGCUGGCGCUCGGCCUCCUCGCCGGCUUCCUGGGCGCGCUGUGCACCGGGGCGCUGAUCACCGUGCUCACGCUGUGGAUCACCGGCGACGACCGCGACGGCGACCCCGCGUGGCCUCGUGCCCGAGGCCCGGCCGCCUCCUUCCGGCCCAGGCCGGCUCAGACGCCCUGCAGCUGGGAAACUCAGCCGCUCCUGCCUCGGUCCUGGGCGUCGCAGCCGCCCUCACCCCUCUGCCCAUCGCUGUGA